Messenger RNA from Lepisosteus oculatus (spotted gar), 1599 nucleotides. It is a transcript of the gene prxl2b, whose product is annotated as peroxiredoxin like 2B. Gene Ontology annotation, molecular function: prostaglandin F synthase activity. Gene Ontology annotation, biological process: prostaglandin biosynthetic process. NCBI's taxonomy places the organism in Eukaryota, Metazoa, Chordata, Actinopteri, Semionotiformes, Lepisosteidae. The record is from RefSeq and is a predicted model, not a curated record.
UAGUGCUCAGGGGCUGCUUGGAAGGCACGAGGGUUUGAUUAAGCAAAGUGCAAUGUUUGGAGUUGUGAACUUGCAAUAAGGAAAUUGUACACGGUUAUUUUUUGAAAAAGACAAAAUGAGCGGUCUGGACCUGGCUAAAAUCGGAGUAAACCUGUUGAAGAAUGCGGCAACGGGAGAGAUGGUGGAGCUGCAGGCCCUGUGGCAGGACCAGGCCGUCGUGCUGUUUUUCCUGCGGCGGUUCGGCUGUCAGAUUUGCCGCUGGACGGCGGCGGAGAUCAGCAAGCUGAAGGAGGACCUGAGUCAGAACCAGGUGGCUCUGGUGGGCAUCGGGCCCGAGGAGACGGGACUCCAGGAGUUCAAGGAGGGAGGCUUCUUCAAGGGAGACCUGUACAUUGAUGAAAAGAAGCAGUGCUACAAGGACUUAGGCUUCAAAAGGUACUCGGCUUUGAGCGUGGUGCCCGCGGCGUUGGGGAAGAAGGUGCGCGACGUCGUCACCAAGGCAAAUGCCCAGGGGAUCCAAGGGAACUUCAGCGGCGAUCUCUUACAGAGUGGAGGCAUGCUCAUCGUAGGAAAAGGUGGAGAGAAAGUUCUGCUGCACUUUGUCCAGGACUCCCCAGGAGAUUACGUGCCCCUGGAGACCAUUGUCCAGACACUGGGCAUCAAGGCCAGCGUGCAGCCUGGCCAGAGACCACAGUGCAACGACGAGGUGUGCACGAGAUAAAGUCGCUGGGAAGUCCAAAGGACUCUGGGAAGCGGACGCCACAUUCCGGAGUUUUCCUUGGAAGCACUGCAAGGCUGGGCAGCCCUCAUCUCGGUUGGAAGGAAGGGUCUGUACUCCCCCCUGACAACACAGCCUUUGAGUUAGUGGUGCUCAUGAUUUUACAGUCACUUUUGGGUUUAUCCGUUUAAUUGUUUAUUACAAUUAUGUUGAACUUAAGUGACACCCUAAUUGAGUUGUUAAAAGAAUUAACUUAUUACCACUUUUUCCAUGUGCAUGAACCUCAUUUGCUUCUGUUUUGAUGUAGGUCUGAGAAAUACAGGGCAAAUAUAAAUAAAAGAUGUUUUUGAGUAACAGAUUCAGUUAAUGAUAAGGUUGGGGGUCUAGUACAUUUCUGUAAAGGUGUCUUCUGGAUUCAUAUAGAUACAGCUCAAAGGGAUGGUAUACAGAUGUCCUGCUUUCACUCUCUGGGACUGAACAACUUGAUAGAUUGCAGAAUUCAUACACUUAAGUCACCAGCUAUAAUCCUCACAAGCCACUUUAUUUUCUUGUGAGGAGUGGUCCUUUUUGAUGCACCCCCAAAAACUGUUCUUUGCACUUCCUGAGGUCUUGCGUAGUCAAAUACCAGAGGUCUGGUGACAGGCGGAGCAUAUGUCCCUCUCAGAGUGUUUCAGUGUUUUAAAUCUCAUGUAUUGUUUCAGAUGCCAUUGGGUGAAACAGACUUCUGCCUAACCUUUAUAGUGCUUACCUAGGAAAGGUCUGGAAUUAUUUGGUACAGGCUGAUCUUACUGAGAAGGAUUAUGAAAUUAUUUUUAUGUUUUAUAAACUUGUACAUGUUAAGCUUGCAUAUGUCAUCUUAUUAAAACAGUUAGAACUUUUGA